UAAAAUAAAUAUUUUGCAAGGUAGACUAGUAUUUUUUAACAGAAAAAAACAAUGCACUUAGAAAAGGUAACUCACUAUGGUUGCAGUUCACUUUAACAUGAGAAUUUUAAGAACAUUUUAUUUCUGACUGGUAAAUUGAAAGAAGCUCUACAACAAAUAUGUCUACAGAUAGCCACUGCGAUGAUGAGCAGGUGUUGAUGACAACACUGUGGUGAGCAAAGUUUAAUUACUGGUUACUCUCCUUAUAGGGGAGUCACUCCUAUAAAGUCUCAUGCAGAGCCUUCGCUCAGAACAAAUGCCGAACGGAUGUCCGCCUUUGGGAAUGAGUGCCACAAUGCUGUUCCAUUGCAGGGAAAAUAUUUGUUGUUUGUUGUUGUUAUGAGACUUUAUAUGUUGACGGAUGGUGAUUGAACACUUGGCUGUACCUCAACAACUUGUGUAUCUGCCUAAAAAAGUGAUGGAGGACAACAGCUCAUGGGUUGGUGGUGAGGUGAGACAGAUCAAUGACAGGGUGAUUUCUGUGCAGCUCCUGGUCACGAUGUUUCUUAGCAUCAACUUUUUACUCAUCCUAACCUUUUUCAAGAAGAAGUCCUUCUACACAAUUGCACGCUACAUCUUAUUUGCUGUUACACUACUGUCUGAUAGCUUUUUAUUACUCAUAUCUAAUAUUCUGUUCCUCUUGGCCUAUUUCAAUUUUACCAUGCAAGUUUGGUUAUGCAUCAAUAUUUCAAUGGUAGUGCUUCUGUAUUCGAUGGUCACACCAGUUACUCUGACAGCAAUGACCUUGGAGCGAUAUGUUGCCAUUUGCAUGCCUCUGCGCCAUGCAGAGCUGUGCUCCGAACGCAUCCAUGUGCAUUGCAUUCUCAUCAUUCAUGGCCUCAGCUCUUUACCCUGCCUUGCAGUUUUUUCCUCUUUCUUUGCAUCAGCCUCUCUGAGCUUGUACAAACAACAUAAGAUAUGCUCUCUGCAGAUGUACAUUUUGCACAGGUGGCAGGAUCACAUAUGGUCAACUGCACAACAGAUUUACUUCUUCAUUAUGGUUAUCACCAUUGUAUUCUGUUAUGUUAAAAUAAUGAAAGUGGCCAAAAUGGCAUCCGGAGACAAUAAAAAGUCAACAUGGAAAGGUCUCAGAACAGUGAUUCUUCAUGGUUUCCAGUUGCUGCUCUGUCUCAUCCAGCUAUGGACCCCUUUCAUAGAGAAUUAUGUAUUUCAGAUUAAUUUAAGUUUAUUUAUUAAUGUAAGGUUCUUUAACUAUGUAUUGUUUUAUCUUACUCCAAAAUGUCUAAGUCCCCUGAUAUAUGGGCUCAGGGAUGAUCAUUUUUUUCAUGCACUGAAAAAGUAUGCCUUCUUUGACUUGUUUAAAAGAAACAUUUUUCAAGGUAGAGCAAUAGCUUUUAACAGAAAAAAUGCACAAUGCACUUAAAAAAGUGACUCACUAUGGUUGCAAUUCACUUUUUUCGAAAAAACCCUACUUUUACACAAUUUACAGUACAACUAGUUAUGAUUUUCCACUGUAGUAAAGGCAACAGUGCUGGAGGGCAGAACAAACAAAUUAGAUUAACCUAUAGUUAGGUUAGAUAUGGAUAUAGAUAAAUAGUGCUUUUUAAAAUUCUUGUGCUAUUGUGGAUUGUUUAUGAUGCACUGUGCAUUAUUUUUCUAUAACUGCGCUGCUCAGAGAUCAUGCUUUUUUUUUUACAAACAAAAAUCUGCUGAUAUUGCUGCCAUCAGACAAGUCAGAGGCAAAGAACAUAGGACUU
Acanthopagrus latus (yellowfin seabream) is the source of this 1757-nucleotide messenger RNA. Its product is annotated as odorant receptor 131-2-like. The transcript has a single exon. Gene Ontology annotation, cellular component: membrane. The coding region runs from base 401 to 1423 and encodes 340 amino acids. Gene Ontology annotation, molecular function: G protein-coupled receptor activity. Gene Ontology annotation, biological process: G protein-coupled receptor signaling pathway. The record is from RefSeq and is a predicted model, not a curated record. NCBI's taxonomy places the organism in Eukaryota, Metazoa, Chordata, Actinopteri, Spariformes, Sparidae.